Molecule: messenger RNA, 222 nt
Organism: Schistosoma mattheei
Lineage: Eukaryota; Metazoa; Platyhelminthes; Trematoda; Strigeidida; Schistosomatidae
Source: the annotation of a GenBank genome assembly
AUGAUUUCUUUCAUUAUAACUUUAUUCCUUCUAAUACAAUCAUGUAAUUCUGGUUCAUCAUCAUCUAAGUGUAAAAAAGAGCAAAGAUCCUUUGGAAAAUUCUGGUCAAUAUUGGAAACGCUUAUUGGAUUCAUUUGUACACUAAAUGGAAUAUGGAACACAGUUGAACAUUGGUUGGGAGCAAUUAGGAACGUUACAAAUAUUAGUCAAGUACAGAGAUGA